AUGGGCUCUCCAGUUUCUGUUGUUGUAGCAGAAAUUGUCAUGCAAAACAUCGAGGAACAAGCUCUAGCUAUCUACACGCGAACUGUACCUCUUUGGUUACGUUACGUUGACGACACAUUCACCGCCGUACACAAAGACGGAAUCGACGAUUUUCACGAACACCUCAACAGACAGAACGCGGACAUACAGUUCAUACAUACAGUUCACCAAGGAGAUCGAAGAAAAUGGUAAGAUACCUUUUCUAGACUGCUUGGUAACUCGCGACAACAACAAACUAAAAACGACUAUUUACAGAAAACCGACACAUAUCGACCGAUUACUAGACCAGUCUUCGUACAAACCGACCUCUCACAAGGCGACUACUAUCCGGACUCUGAUGAGACGAGCGCAACUAGUUUGCGACUCACCUGACAGCCUACAAGACGAGACUGUUUAUCUCAACAACGUUUUUAGUAAGAACAAAUACAACACGGACUUUGUUAGACGGAACACUCACAGUAACACUGAUUCCAACUCUCAGACCAACUCUGGCCCUGUUACGACAGCGACUAUACCGUACAUCAGAGGCACCUCUGAAACUAUUGCACGUAUAUUACAACCUUACAAUAUACGUGUUGCGCACAAACCGAUAACCACUUUACGGCAACUGCUUACUAAUGUCAAGGACAAAAACAAACCGGAAGACAGACAGGGAACAGUAUACAAGAUCAAAUGCUGCGACUGCCAGGCUUAUUACAUUGGUGAAACCGGCAGAAACCUAAGCACGCGACUAACCGAACACAAACGCGCGACGAGGAAUGGUGACGUCAACAAUCACAUUGCUGUGCACCAUUUAAAGACGAAACAUCAAAUUGACUGGGACUCUGCGACAUAUAUAACGUACUCUACAGACUACUAUCAAGGUCUUACUUUAGAAAGCUGGUUUACUAACUUAGAACAAACGCCACUGAAUCGUAGCCAACAGUUACCAGCGCCGUGCAAACGACUUAUUGACGAGAUCAAGCAAAACUAA
Molecule: messenger RNA, 1012 nt
Organism: Porites lobata
Lineage: Eukaryota; Metazoa; Cnidaria; Anthozoa; Scleractinia; Poritidae
Source: the annotation of a GenBank genome assembly